Messenger RNA from Exophiala xenobiotica, 1183 nucleotides. Its product is annotated as dTDP-4-dehydrorhamnose reductase. The transcript has 3 exons. Gene Ontology annotation, biological process: S-adenosylmethionine biosynthetic process. Bases 47 to 946 code for a protein of 299 amino acids. The record is from RefSeq and is a predicted model, not a curated record. Gene Ontology annotation, cellular component: methionine adenosyltransferase complex. Gene Ontology annotation, molecular function: methionine adenosyltransferase regulator activity. Lineage: Eukaryota; Fungi; Ascomycota; Eurotiomycetes; Chaetothyriales; Herpotrichiellaceae.
GACUUCUCCAACUCUCACCCCAAUCCACUCCCUCAACACCAUCAUCAUGCCGAGUGCCCUCAUCACAGGCGCAACAGGCCUGCUGGGCCGACAGGUCUUCAAAGCCUUCAGCGACGCAGGCUGGCAAACCACAGGCGUAGGCUUCAGCCGUGCCUCCUCCCCAAUCCGCAAAGUCGACAUCACGCACGCCGACGCCGUAUCCGCACUCUUCGACGAAAUCAAACCCGACGUUGUCGUGCACUGCGCCGCGGACCGCCAGCCGGACUCCUGCACGAAGAACCCCUCGGCUGCCCGCGCCCUCAACGUCACCGCGACCGAGACGCUCGUCCGAUCCUUCCACGGCUCGCUGUUCAUCUACAUCUCGACAGACUACGUGUUUCCCGGCGUGCCAGGCGAAGCACCAUACAAGACCACCGACACUCCCUCUCCGACCAACGUCUACGGCCAGACGAAACUCGACGGCGAAAAUGUCGUCCAGAAAUAUCCCAACACGGUCGUCCUGCGCGUGCCCGUGCUCUACGGGCCCGGCGAGAACGGCGAGUCCGCGGUGAACACGCUCAUGGACGCCCUCUACAAAACCGAACAAGUAAAGAUGGACGACUGGGCGCUCCGGUACCCUACGAACACCGAGGAUGUGGCCCGAGUCUGUCUAGAUAUCGCGAAGAUCGCGAACACGAAGAGAAAGCAAGACCUGCCUAAAAUCCUCCAGUUCAGCAGUGAAGACCGCAUGACAAAGUACGAAAUCUGCCAGACCUUUGGCGAGAUCAUGGGACUCCCCGUUGAUCACAUCAUCCCAGAUAAAGACGGUGGGAAGCCAAAAGACGGGACGGCUAGGCCGUAUGAUUGUCAUUUGGAUACAAGUGAGCUGAAGAAUUUGGGGAUCGAUGUUGCUGCAGUUGAUUUUGUGGCGUGGUGGAGGAGGAGAACUGGUGCGUUUAGGCAUUGAACACCAAAUGACAUUGGACACUUGGGAGUUUGCCAUGGAGCAUCACGAUCAUGCACUUGAGUGGUCUUGAUAGGAGACUAGGAUGUUCAAGAUAUCAGCUAAACGAUAGUGGCAUCCGCAGAAGGGCAAACCGCGAACCGCAAACGUGACGACGCAAGAAAUGUGAAAAUGGUAACAGACAACAGAUUCUAACGUCAAUGAAAAACUCGCUUAAUAGCUCUAUCCAGGUUACCCCGA